Messenger RNA from Lipotes vexillifer (Yangtze River dolphin), 618 nucleotides. It is a transcript of the gene RAB31, whose product is annotated as RAB31, member RAS oncogene family. Lineage: Eukaryota; Metazoa; Chordata; Mammalia; Artiodactyla; Lipotidae. Bases 1 to 618 code for a protein of 205 amino acids. Gene Ontology annotation, molecular function: GTP binding; GTPase activity. The record is from RefSeq and is a predicted model, not a curated record. The transcript is spliced from 7 exons.
AUGACCCGGCGGGAAGACUCGGUCAGAAUCGGCGGCUUUGAUCUUCACGGCUGUGUUCUCUUCCUCUUCCAGGACACCGGUGUCGGGAAAUCGAGCAUCGUGUGUCGCUUUGUCCAGGAUCACUUUGACCACAACAUCAGCCCAACCAUUGGGGCAUCUUUUAUGACCAAAACAGUGCCUUGUGGAAAUGAACUUCAUAAGUUCCUCAUCUGGGACACUGCUGGUCAGGAACGGUUUCAUUCACUGGCUCCCAUGUACUAUCGUGGAUCCGCAGCAGCUGUCAUAGUGUAUGAUAUUACCAAACAGGAUUCAUUUCAUACCUUGAAGAAAUGGGUGAAAGAACUGAAAGAACAUGGUCCGGAAAACAUUGUGAUGGCUAUCGCUGGAAACAAGUGCGACCUCUCAGAUAUUAGGGAGGUGCCCUUGAAGGAUGCUAAGGAGUACGCAGAGUCCAUUGGUGCUGUUGUGGUUGAGACCAGUGCAAAGAAUGCAAUUAAUAUCGAAGAGCUCUUUCAAGGAAUCAGUCGCCAGAUCCCACCGUUGGACCCCCAUGAAAACGGAAACAAUGGAACAAUCAAACUGAAGCCAACCUCGCAGGCCGGCCGGCGGUGCUGCUGA